UUUACUCCCCUCUUCCCUCCACCUCUGUUUCCCAGAGCUCGAAUCCUCUGAGUCGUAGACUGAGGCUGAGACGUCCCGGGGGGGCGUAAGUAACUCUAAAGAGAUCCUGCCGUAGCCGAAUGAAGUGUACCUGCCAGAGCUGCCCCAAAAGUGCUGGAACCUGGGGGCUCCUGCGCUGGAGUGGAAGGAAAUUCUUUGGACUGCUGGGGAAAAGCAUCAGAGACCGCCUGCUGUCCUUAGAGCCUAGGUCCUCGGAGCCUAGGUCAGAUCAGCGGACAUCAGCAUGACAGAGAGAUCCUGGUGCUGCUCUCUAGAAAUAGUUCGGAAGAGGCUUCCUAUCCUGGGAUGGCUUCCCCACUACUCCCUGAAGUGGUUACAACUGGACAGCAUUGCUGGGUUAACUGUGGGGCUGACUGUUGUGCCCCAGGCUCUGGCCUAUGCUGAGGUGGCUGGGCUACCUGUCCAGUAUGGCCUCUACUCCUCCUUCAUGGGAUGUUUUGUGUAUUUUUUCCUGGGCACCUCCCGGGAUGUGACCUUGGGCCCCACAGCCAUCAUGUCCUUGCUGGUUUCCUUCUACGCCUUACACCAGCCUGCCUAUGCCGUGCUCCUAGCUUUCCUCUCUGGCUGUAUCCAGUUAGCCAUGGGGAUUCUGCACUUGGGGUUCUUGUUGGACUUCAUUUCCUAUCCUGUUAUUAAAGGCUUCACGUCAGCUGCCUCGAUCACCAUUGGGUUUGGCCAGAUCAAGAACCUCCUGGGUCUGCGUGACAUCCCUCAGCAGUUUUUCCUUCAGGUGUAUUACACCUUCCUCAGAGUUGGGCAGACCAGGAUAGGAGAUGCUUCCCUAGGGUUGGUCUGCAUGGUGCUCCUCCUACUGCUGAAGGUGAUGAGGGACCAGGUGCCACCCCUCCACCGGCAAAUGCCACCUUGUGUCCGGCUUAGCCACCUGCUAGUCUGGACCAUUGCAACAGCCCGCAAUGCUCUAGUGAUACUGUUUGCUGGCCUGGUUGCCUACUCCUUCCAGGUGAUGGGAUCUCAGCCAUUCCUUCUGACUGGGAAAACUGCAGAAGGUCUACCUCCCUUCCAGCUUCCUCCCUUCUCUGUGGCCACCCCCAAUGGGACUGUGUCCUUUAACCAAAUAGUACAGGAUAUGGGUGUUGGGCUGGCUGUGGUGCCCCUAAUGGCCCUGUUGGAAAGCAUCACUAUUGCCAAAACCUUUGCAUCUCAGAACAACUACCACAUUGAUUCCAACCAAGAGCUGCUGGCCAUUGGCCUCACCAAUUUACUGGGCUCCUUUGUUUCCUCCUACCCUGUCACAGGCAGCUUUGGACGGACAGCAGUGAAUGCCCAAACAGGGGUAUGUACUCCAGCAGGAGGACUGGUGACAGGAGUCCUGGUAAUGUUAUCUCUCGCUUACUUGACUCCACUUUUCUACUAUAUUCCCAAGGCCGCUCUGGCGGCUGUCAUCAUCACAGCUGUUGCCCCCCUGUUUGAUGCCAAAAUCUUACGGACAGUCUGGCGUGUGAAAAGGAUGGAUUUGGUGCCAUUGUGUGUAACUUUCUUGCUCUGUUUUUGGGAAGUGCAGUAUGGCAUCCUGGCUGGGAUCCUAGUGUCUGGAAUACUCCUACUUUACCAUGUGGCCAGACCCCGGAUUCAGGUAUCAAAAGGCCCCGUGCUUAUCCUGCAGCCCAUCAGUGGCCUUCACUUUCCAGCAGUUGAAGCUCUUCGGGAGACUAUAUAUAGCCAGGCUCUCUCAGCAUCACCCCCAUGUUGCACCAUCUUGGACUGUACCCAUGUCAGCAACAUUGAUUAUACAGUGGUGACAGGACUUGGGGAAUUGCUAGAAGAGUUUGGAAAUCAUGGGGCCUCCUUAGUUUUUGCCAAGUUACAGGCUCCUGUUCUUUCUGACCUUCUGUCUGCUGACCUGAAAGGAUUCCAACAUUUCUCCACCCUUGAAGAAGCAGAGAAAUACCUGAGUGAAGAGUGAAGUUUCUAGCCCUAUAAUGUCAAUGAAGACUCCACCAGAAUCCAGGAUUGUCCCACUAAUGCCAACCAAUUGGCCUUAUUCUGUGGCACGAGAUGAUGAAAAGACCUUUCUAUCAGCAUACGCCAUUGAUCUGUGGACUUCUCUUGUAAUGCAUCUUUUGGACUGGUGUACUCAAAGAAAACCCCAGUAGGUGGCACUAUGGAGAAAUGAUGGAAGAAAGACCUAUUCAUCUUAAAAUGGACUUGGACCUUUGGGGAGCAACAGUUGAGCAUCUGGGUAGGAAGAGUGAUAACUUCUAAUUGAAAAUGGUUCUUGUUCCUCUUCUCACCUCCUUGACCCACUCCUUUUACCACUCGUCCAUAUUUAGACUUACCUAUUCCAAACAGUAAGAGAGCUUCCUAACAAAUCUCAAGUAAUACAUGGGCCUUCCCUUGAGCUUUGCCCUCAGAAUUGAGUCAUGUAGAUACAAAGAGAUCCUUUAACCUGGGGCUUUGGUUGGGUUGUGGACUUUGGAAGCUGUAUUGAGAAGGGAAGGAGCAUGGCAGUGAAGGCAGGAGGAGACUGUAUUGGGGAUGACUCCCUGAGUCUAUUAUUCUAGCAUUAGAGGGAGGAUAAUGACUCUCCUUGAUAAUAAAAUUAGAACUGGAAAGGACCUAAGCAAAUGUCUUAGCCCAUCCCUCUCACUUUACAGGUGAGGAAAGUGAAGACCAGGAAAGUUAAGGAGUGACCCAUCCAGUUGACCUUGGAUAGUAAAUAUCAGAGCUGGGAUUAGAACCCAGAUCAUGGCACAAUGGAUAGAGUACAGGGCCUGAAAUC
Molecule: messenger RNA, 2800 nt
Organism: Vombatus ursinus (common wombat)
Lineage: Eukaryota; Metazoa; Chordata; Mammalia; Diprotodontia; Vombatidae
Gene: SLC26A11
Product: solute carrier family 26 member 11
Exons: 18
Coding region: 284-1984 (566 amino acids)
Biological process (GO): transmembrane transport
Cellular component (GO): membrane
Molecular function (GO): secondary active sulfate transmembrane transporter activity
Source: RefSeq, a predicted model, not a curated record